UGCAUCGAUAUGUAUAUGUGUGCCUGCAACCGUGAAGUAUUGUAGCAGAAGGUAUAGCGUUGGAAUGUGCAGUGCACAACGAACGUCACUACGAAUGUAAACAGGGAGAACUGUCAAAAUUAAACAACGCAAACUCCAAGUUUUGUUAUCAGUGAGCUCGUGAGUUUUUGGGAAUGGUAAUAGAUUUAGGCGAAAGAAAAGGAUAACAUCACCGAAACCAUUAUCUGUUGCGUGCUAAAUUGCGUGCGUUUUGUGACAGGCAGUACGGCACAUAAUUUACUUCGAUAGAAAUUACAAACAGGAAGAAUUUGUUUUUCGCCAGAAGAAAUACCAGGAAGAGCAAGGACCGUACUGCGUUAGUUGAUGGUUGGAUGGAGGGUCAUGAAUCGAUGUAAAAUUUCUAUCAAUGGCCACGAUCAACCGUAAGCAACAAGCAUAGCAAGCGUACCACUGCAAUAAUCGAUAUCAUCGCAUUGUCAAGUUUAUCACCGUUCAAGCCCCGCCGAGCGGUUGUUCCGUUUCGGGAAAUAUUUCCAUGGUCGUUGCGGUUAGGCAACAAGUCACCGGUAGAGGAUGGUCGCCGGUAGAGGAGACGGUGCUCCGGUGCAGACAUGCGGUAUUACACCCACGAUGGAGAAGAACCAGGAGCAAAAAACGCCCGUUACCGAGCGUAUCGGGCUGGAUACGAAAGAUGCGUUACAGUGUCUCCACGACGACAUUGAGUCGAUGCUGAGCGGCCACGAGGAACGGUUUCGUCGGUUGUUUUGGUUGGAAAAGAUACGCUCAACGCUCGUCGGUACGUCGACCAGUCCGCUCGGUUGGUUUCCGGUGCUGGUUUCACUGAUGUGCGCCCUAUCGCUUACCGUAACCGGUUACUAUUGGUCGGCGGGUUUGCUGCUAGCGCUGCUGCUGCUUACAAUUUCCGUUGUGGUGCGCGAAAACAACCUGCGCAAGACGGAGGUCUAUCGGAAGCUGCGCACGGUUCUGCACGAAAUAAAGCUCGGCAUAGUGCUGUGCAAGGAGUGGACGAUCGAUAACUAUCCGCACUUGUGCAGCCCACUCUCGCCGUGCGUUACGCUCCAGUGGACGUACCGGGAUGGGCACGUGGUGAAUCUGCCCUGGGCGUUACUGGUGCGGGGCGAUCACAUCGUGAUGCGACCGGGCCAGGUAUCGCCCGGUACGUGCCGGGAGGUGGGCGGCCGUGGUCGACGGUUUAAAUGUGGUGAAACGUACGGACUGCAGCAACCGACGGAACCACCGAUCAAACCGAUCGCCCGUACACCGCUGCCGGAUUUGGUGUGCGUGGUCGAGGCGACACCCUAUCUGGACAUACUGCGCAAAUCGCUCGAAAGUUUUCUCGAUCGACCAAAAACCAUAAUCAAUCUGCAGCGCGAUCUGCUGGUAUCGCGCUGUCUGCAGCGCUGGGGCUUUGCUGUCAUCCUCUUCCUAACCGUGUCGAUCGGCAUACUGCGUAACGUUGGUCUGUAUCUGCAGGGCAAGCUGCCCACAAACUGGAUGAACGUGUUCCUGCUUAAUCCGACCGCUGCCGUACUUCCGCUGUUGCCGCUCAUCUUUCCCCUGCUCUGGGUAUCGAUCAAUCUGUGGGGUGUGGCAAGGCUCGAAACGCUCCUUUCCAUCCCGCAGGCCGUAAUGCGCGCCCAGGCACAGAAAUCAUUCGCCGAAGAUCUCGACACACCCACCGGUGAUCUCGAUCACGUGAAGCUGCCGCGUCGUACCGUUUUCUUCUACUGGUGGCAGCUGCUCAAGGGUCGAUCAGAACUUCUAGGGCGCAGUGCAAGCGUGGUACAGGUGCUCGGUACCAUAACGGCACUUUGCUGCGUCGAUAAAAAAGGUAUACUGUCGUGGCCUAACCCAACCGCGGAGAAAGUAUUCUUUCUGCGUAAUGCACGCGAAGGUGACCAUAAUACGGACCAGUCCGAGCAGAGCAGUCUCAACUCACAGUGCUGCCAGGAGCAUUACCACCCACUCUCACAUAUCAUCGAGCUGAGCUCACAGAAGGAACCGCUUGGAGCGAUAGCGGAGGUGCUAGAUCUUACGCACGACCAGCACAGCCCGUUCAAGCUCGAGUUUGACGAUCACGACUUCAAGAAUCAUCUUACGUCGCUGAAACCACUCGGUAUUGCUAUCCUGGUAAACACGUGCUGCCCACUGACGCAAGCACACUAUGCCAAGUUCUGUGGCCACGUAACGGCAGCCGCGAUGCUCGACAAGGAUCUUGUUCCGGUCACCAAUCGGUAUGCGAUUGUUGAGUCGAGUUUGAAUUGCUUUAUGCAUGGUCGGUGCCUAUGUGAGCUUGCCAAGCAGAUCGGAUUUUCACCCCAGGCCCGGGACAUAUUCCAGCUCGAAGGUCAAAUCUCGAGCUACCGCCAUCUGCAACCGGAUGUCGUACGCCGUGACAUUCGCUUUGCCCGUUCGCUACAGUUGGCGACGAAGGUAAAGGUCCCGUUUCCGCACUCGCUGUCGGUGGUGAUGCGCGAGAUCAACAACGGUUCACUGCAGCUGCUUACCCAGGGUACGGCGGACAUCGUGCUGGACUGCUGCGACGACUACUGGGACGGGCAGGAUUUGCAACCGCUGACGGAGAAGGAGCGGAAACGUGCGCAGGACUUUUACCAGCGUUCCGCCCUGACGGCGUACUGUACCGCCUUCGCGUAUCGUCCGCUGCGGCACGGCAUCAGCGGUGCACUGUCCGGUGGUCCGAAAGGUGGCAGUGUUGCCUAUCUGGAGCUACCGCCGGAAAGCAAACAUCGGCGGGAUCUGUAUCGGCGGGAAAAUUACAGCGAUCUGGUCGGUGGUGGCCAAUCACUGAUCGGUUGCGCUGACUGUGGUGCGGAUAAUGUGGGCAGUGGCACGGGCGGCGUUGGAGUCGUUGGUGGAUUACGCACCGGAAGUGUUGGGUUGAGUGGGCUGGGUGGGAUGGCACCGCUGGCGCAUCAUUCCAUCUCAACCGAUUCGCUACUGUUUACGGACAAUCGGGACGAUGACAUCUCGGACGUGGAUGGGUGUUACCGUAUGCAGUGCCACCAGGUGUUUAUCGGCAUGGUAACGAUGCAGUACCAGGCGCAGACGGAUAUUGUGCAGCUGAUCGAACGGCUCGAACGGGCCUGCAUCCGGUUCGUGCACUUCAGCAAGGAGAACGAGCUGCGGUCGCGCGUCUUCUCGGAGAAGAUGGGCCUGGAGAGUGGUUGGAACUGUCAUAUCUCGCUGCUGAGCGAUGCGGACAGCCGGGCCUCGACACCGACCCGUGACGAUGGUGCGGACGGUGGUGCAGACACCGGCAACGGUGGAUCCGAGACGGGUGAGACGUGCGGUGCGGAGCAGCGGAUACGUUUGCUAGAUGCCCUCCUAAUGCCCGGUACGCUCGAGUCAUCGAAACCGCUCAGCUCGUCCGCACCGUGCGCCAUCUCGAACCCGGACUCGAACAGUCUGCUCGAACCGGGCCAGUCCGGUGGUGGUGGUGGUGGUCGGGUAUCACCAGCACCGAGCGGUCUUACCACGUCCGGCGAAUGUGAAAUGGGCGAGCAGGAUCAGAAGCAGCAACAGCAGCAGCAGAAGGUGGUCGGUGCCGGUGGGCACUGUCGGUCGCUGAGCUGUCUCACCGACAGUACCGAGCAGAGCGCACCGAUCAACUUCGACAUGUCGAAUCGGGCCAAGUUGCCGCGCGGCAUUGAAAAUAUUCGGCCCCAUCUCGAGCAUGUCGAUAAUGUGCCGCUGCUGGUGUCACUGUUUACCGACUGUUCCGCGGAGGCGACACGCGAAAUGCUGAACAUCAUGCAACAGUACGGUGAGAUUGUCGUGUGUCUCGGUUCGUCCGCUUCCAACUCCAACUCGGAGAUCUUCCUGCAGGGCGACUGUUCGAUUGCGAUCGAACCGCUGUAUCCGCAGGUGUGCCAGGAGUUCCCGGCGUACAGUGAGUCGAACAUCUACAACAAUCGGGCCCGGUGCGGGACGGGACAGCGGGGGUUCGGUACACCGGUCGGUGCGCCGCUGCCCGACCGCUGCAAAACCAUCUCACCCGUCUAUUUGAGCCGGAUUCUCAACUCGAUCUCCUGCUCGAUAGCGACGUGCCGGGAUGAUCCGAUCUCGAUAGUGGCGGUGAUCGAGCUGUCGCGCCGCUUCAUGGCCGGUCUGUGGAGUUGCGUGCAGUACUGGGCGUGCUGUGGGGCAUCGCUCGCCAUUAUGAACACGAUCACCGCCAUACUGUCGCUGCCACCGAUGGUGGUACCGCUGCAUACGCUCUACCUGAUGUGCAUUGUGGUGCCGCUCGUUGCACUGACGCUGCUCCGCGUCGAACCGGAUCCGGCACUGAUGAAGCGUGCGACAGGCAAGAAGCAGAAAACGCUCAGCUCCCGCUUGGUGCUGUUUGUGCUUUGGUGCUACGGCAUCAAGUUUGCUAUUGCGAUCAUCAUACUGGUGCUCGCGUACUGUACGUUCCUGUCCCAUCCGAUCGAGCUGUUUGCCAGCGGAGGUGACGCCGCUCGACGCCGUGAGCAUGGUGGUGCCGAUCACGAUGCUGACGCUGGUGGUACGGAGGCGGUAGUAGAUCGCGCUAUCGGCGAACCCGAACAUGCACUGGCCGGUGAUCUACAUCUAGCCCGGUCCUUCAUACUGCUCGGCAUCGUCCUACACUUCGUCACGAUUUCCGCCUCGUUCGUGCAUCGUGAUUACAACUGCUUCAAGCGCAGCCCGCUGAGCAAUCUCUGCUGGGUAUCGGUAGUGGCACUGCUGCUGCUGGUACACCUGACACUGGUCGUACUGCAGCUCUGCACCGACAGCUACCUCUGGCAGGAGAUGGAACGUGUCUGGCCGAUCGUGCUGAGCAUCGUACUAACCGUGCUGGUCACCUUUUUUGCGAGUGAAUUCUUCAAGUGGGAAGAAAUCAAAGUCAACAAUCGCUACAUCCGCCGGGCGAGGCUAGACUUCGGUACGAAGCUCGGUAUGAACUCGCCAUUUUAAGAAAAAAAACACCCUUAAACCUACACGCCUAGCCAUUCGUGUGUUCCGUAUGUAUGGUUAUUUACAGUACGAAGUAAAAGAAGGAGAGAAAAAACCCCGUCACAUCGGUGUAGGUCAAUUGUGGUAGCUUUAAACGAGUUAAGAUUCUACCAGGAAUAUAUGUUUAAGCCAAACCCUGUCCAAAUAAUCCAUAUCGUAUAUGUAUCGUUUAUGUUCUGCAUAACGCGCGCCCGCAUUUCGGUGUCAUUACGAUCGAUGACUCCAUCCAUACCAUCAUGAUUAACGUUAGCUAAAGCGUUUGUUUUUUUAAUAGCUGUGUGUUUUUGUUUUAAUCUGUCGAACGAUUACUUCGCUUCCGAGAGCAGAAGUAAGGACAUUUGUUUUUUUAAUGAUUAGAAUAAGAUUUCUAUUUCGGAUGGUUAUAUUGAGCUGCUGACGAUAGAGAUUACCGAUGCGUUACAAUAAGCGUGCGUUGGUUAGUGGAAUGGUAUUGUUGCUGGCGAGAGAUUAUUUACGCGUUUUAGUUCAUCAUAUAUGUCCUUGCACGCGAAUGUAAGCUAUCUUUGGAAUAGUGCUCAUCACAGAUUCUUUUGUCAUUAAUGAAGCUCACUGAAUGAAGAAGAUUAAUCUUGUCUCAUUAUAGUUUUUUUUUGCGUACAAUGUAAUAGUAAAUAAAAUAAGCAAUACAAGAGCUUGCAAACAAAGGUAAGCAAAUCAUAACAGGCUACCCCUUGUAAGGGCAUUGGUUGAGGAAGGCUCCACAUAAUCGUCUGAGCCUCUCCAUAAUUGGUAAAUCAAUCAGUAAUUACCAUUAGGGCCCACCACAAAACGCGUGUGACAAAGGAUUUGACAGACAGUAAGAAAAAAAACGGGUUAGACAAGAGUUCGCAUCGCAUCGGCAAAAAAGACACAGAUUACAGAUUUUGCUAUUAUUAUUAUAAAGUUUUUGUUGUUGCAAAAAUAGACACUUCGCCCAGAACCGUAUGUAUUCACGAAUAAAUGCAACUUU
Anopheles funestus (African malaria mosquito) is the source of this 5986-nucleotide messenger RNA. RefSeq names its product transmembrane protein 94. The record is from RefSeq and is a predicted model, not a curated record. Lineage: Eukaryota; Metazoa; Arthropoda; Insecta; Diptera; Culicidae. Gene Ontology annotation, molecular function: nucleotide binding. Bases 574 to 4977 code for a protein of 1467 amino acids. The transcript has 9 exons.